UCUUAUUUUAGAUUCUAUUGUAGUGUUUCCGGCUGGCCAAGAACUAAAAGAUGAGCUCCAAAAAUGCGCCGAGAAAGAAAGAAGCUCUGUCUGAACCAGCAUUUGACCUGGAACAACAGUUUAUCCUUAGGCUGCCACCGGGACCAUCCAUGGCAUUGCGAAGAGAUGUCCAAGCAGGCUCUCUGACUAUGAAGGAUAAAUUCAGCAUUGAGGUGCAACCAGACCACAGACACUGUGUUGUUAGAUAUGGCAACGAACUGUUGUAUGGAAAGUUGAUGGACCUGCCAUGUAUAAUUGAAUCUCAUAAAACAGUCGAUAUGAAGACAUUCUACAAGACAGCAGACAUUUCACAAAUACUAAUAUGCAGUUAUACAGAUGAAGAGACGAGUCAAGAUGAAAAUGAAAGCCCCAAAAAGAAAGAGAAGGACAAAAACAAAAAAUACCAUUAUCCACAUGGAGUGACCCCGCCACUGAAAAAUGUUAGGAAAAGAAGAUUCAGAAAGACAUUGAAGAAAAAGUACAUGGAACAGCCUGACAUUGAGAAGGAGGUGAAGCGACUGUUCCGUACCGAUGCUGAGGCCAUCAAUGUCAAGUGGGAGAUCAUCGUAGAGGAGGAUAAGCCCACAGCAGAUUCCAAUGGUCAAGGUCAGACGACAAUGGAAGGCUGGGUCGGAGGUCAAUCUGGUCAGUGGAAUCAGAACUCUGGCGGUCUAGACUAUGGAAAUCUGUUUGGGGAUCUGAGCAGCUCAGAUGAAGACGAAGAGGAGGAGGAUGAAGACGAAGAGGAGGAAGAAGAAAAAGACAUCAAUAUCAUGGACAGUGGGGAAGAGGAUCUGUCUCGGGGAGCCUACAUGCAGGGUGUGUCCACCUUCACUGGCAAGGACGACAGCAUGUCACAGGACACGAUGGCUGGUGGUGACCCCGACUCGGUUGAACUGCAGAGUAAGCUGUCGGAGUUAAAACGCCAGGUGGAGGAGAUUCGACAACGGCGGAAAUCAACUGAGGAUCGUCUGGCUAAAACUGACAGCCCUGUGUUACAGCAAAGAAUACAGGCUAUUCUGGACCAGACAAUUGAGGAGGAGGAGGAGAAAGGACAAGAGUAUGAAAUACUAUCUUCAAUGUUGACGCAGAGCUGAGGUUGAAUGAGGAUGAAUGAGGAUGUAAGGAAGAGGAUGUGAAUCGUUACCAUACGCGGACAUUACUGGGAAAGUGAUGAAAGGACUUUUCGUUUGUAUUAAUUGUUCGUGUAUCUGAACAUGUGAUCACGAUCAUCUUCAAAGUCAGACUGAAAUGGAGAGAAGUAUCUUGUUGAGUUGAAACACAUUUACUUAACCUAGUGUACAAAUGUAUGUGUUAUACUUUUUACAAUCCAACUGGUUCCUAUAACGGAAAAAUACAUUAUCAGCUUAUUUUUUAAAAAAAUGCAAAGGGGAAUUAGAAAAUGAAAUUCAAAUAAUGCUUAAUGACUAAUUUGUAUGCUUAUGGUGUGCAGUUACAUUUUUGAUUUGGCAGAUUUGAAAUAUUGAGAUUUUUUUUACUUGACCUUUCACAUAAUAUACCAGCUCCAGUAAUCAGUCUAAUGGAACGGUAACACCCUGUCAAUAUCUGUAAAUCACAUAAAGCAAGCACAUUGUGUACAUGUUUACAGAUGACAUAUUGGUGCCAGUCUUGUUCAAUUUAAUGUCUCUGAUUUCUGCUUCUCAUUGUGAUUUUUGAACAGAUAAUGUGUAAUAUGUAUAUGUUUAUUGCGAUUUCUUACCGCGACUUUUGUAAAAGACAACAAUAUUUCAAUGAAGGGACGAUAUUUUGCACGAGACUUAGCCAAGUCUGGUCUGGUAUAUUGCAAAACACCAUCCAAAGAUUUAGAUAAGCAUUUUUUUUUCAACUGUAGGUAAGUGAUUUAUAUUCUUGUACCUCUAUAUUUAAACAUUUCUGUGGGAAGAUUUUUUUUCUCCAUUGUUAAUGAAUUUGUGAUGUCACAUUGGUUGCACAAUGUCAAACUCAUGAUGAUGUCACUGAAGAUGUGUAACUUGUUAAACAAUGUUAAAAUAAUGACAUCGCAGUUUGGUGUAAUUCGUGACAUUGUCAAACUCUUCAUGACAUCGCCAAAGAGUUGCGAUUUUGGGCAGAACAUUAUGUGAAUCUUGCACUAACAGAAAAACGUGCCAACUUAUAUGCUGUGGUGUUGACACACAAUGGCACUGAUCUGAUCUUCUUUUGGAUAUAUACAAAGUCUCUAAUGGGUUUCUGCUGACCUUUGUUAACUUUAAACAUUAUUGGAAUGGCUUUACUGAAGCUCUAGCUAACCAGCGGUACAAGGUUUCUACAUAACAGUAUUGGUCUAUAUUCAGAUCAGGAGUUUUUACCUUGCUUCAAUGUGUAUAGACGGUCCAAUCAGGCACAUAAAUAGCAUGACUGAUUAUAAUUAGGUGUAUGACUUAAUGCAAGAUUGAUGCCAUCUACCUAUUAUGGGCUCAAACUAACUCUGAAACAAUUUGUUAUGUUAUUCUCGAACUUAACAUAGCUUUUUUUCCACUGGUGGUAUUUAUUGAAAGAACAGAAUUUCUUUGGAAUAAGAAAAAUUAAUGUUUUUUUUUUUUUUAUAUCUUAAGAAUUGUGAAUGUUUAAGUAGGAGCUUAUAUGAAAUACACAAUUGAAUCCCCUCUGUACAGUACGUUGCAGGACAGUAGAGGAAUAAGCAAGCAAAAUAGAUUUGUUUUGUUUAAGAGAUAGAAAACUAGGACAGUAGACAGGAUGUUAUCGACUUCAAGUUGGUAUCACAGCAGAAUUGUUAAACCUAUUGAUUCAUCUUUAUGAAUGAUUUUUUCCUAUUUUUAUGAAGGAAUACUUUUCUAUAUGAAGUAUUAUAUUUGUGUGAAAACGUGAACUGUAUGAAUGGAUCUUAUUUGUAUGAAUGAAGAUUUUAUAUGCAUGAAUGGAAAUUUCAUCUGUAUGAAUGAAUACUAAAUUUGUGUGAACGAAUAAUUUAUUUAAAUGUGUAAAUAAACAUAAACUGUUUGAAUAUGAAAAAAUGAUGUUUUUUUUAUUUGUUGUACACCACUAUGAGAUCAGUGGUUGUUCAAAUCGCUUUUCAUCCGUCGGUAAUUUUUAUGUCCUUGACCAAUUCUUGAUAUUGCUAUUUUUCAAGAAAUAUUGUGAGAUCUUUCUCUUUUGUAUUGUUGCUAGGUGACCAUCUUAAAACUUGACAGUUAUAUUGUGUUAUUGCUAUUUCUUAGUCGGUCCAGAAAGGAUUGGAAAAACUAAACAGACGUCUUGAAUUUGACCACUGUUAAUAUUCUUCUACUGAUCUUGUCAAGUUUCGUAAAUAAGUUCUUGCAUAUCCCAAGCUUUGCAUGUUUUAUUUUAAGAAUGAUCGGAAGAAAAAGAUGGAUACCAGAAAUAAGAAAUCUCUCUGAUCAUUUGUCGCACAUAACUAAUCUAGUCAAUAGUUUGAAAGACAUCCUUGUUUUAAAAGGACAUUUCGUUUUGUAUUUAAGUUUAAAAAAAAA
Messenger RNA from Mizuhopecten yessoensis (Yesso scallop), 3509 nucleotides. Its product is annotated as transcription initiation factor TFIID subunit 7-like. Gene Ontology annotation, cellular component: transcription factor TFIID complex. Lineage: Eukaryota; Metazoa; Mollusca; Bivalvia; Pectinida; Pectinidae. The record is from RefSeq and is a predicted model, not a curated record. The transcript has 10 exons. Gene Ontology annotation, biological process: transcription initiation at RNA polymerase II promoter; RNA polymerase II preinitiation complex assembly. Gene Ontology annotation, molecular function: RNA polymerase II general transcription initiation factor activity. Bases 51 to 1136 code for a protein of 361 amino acids.